AUGAGUAAACUAGGCUUAUCUUUCGGUUUAAAUCUCACCAAGAAGCCCGGCGCUUCGAAACCCGCUCCUCCAAAGAGGAAACCGAUGUUUGGUGGUGACGAAUCGGACGACGAUGACGCGAACGGAUCGACCAAAGGACCACAAGCAACCGAAAUAUCAGAGCUAAAUGACUUCCCUACGGAAUCGUCUAUCCAACAAUCAAGUAAAAAGCCAUCAUUAAAAUCGAAGAACGGCGCGCCUCCCCAACCUCCAAACAGCAAAAACAAGAAACCCCAGAUUUCGAUGUACGGCGACCUAUCGAGCUCUCUCGAAUCGCGCAAACACCAAGAAGCCGCAGAGGAGCUAGAUCCCUCGAUAUACGACUACGAUGCGGUCUACGACUCGUUAAAACCGGAGAAGAAAGCUACGCAGGAAGACAUUGAGAGGAAGCCCAAGUACAUGAAGAAUUUGCUAGCUUCUGCCGCUGUACGGAAACGCGACGCCCUCAUCGCUGAAGAGAAGAAGAUUGCGCGGGAACGGGAGGAAGAAGGAGAUGAAUACGCGGAUAAGGAGAAGUUCGUUACGGAGGCAUAUAAGAAACAACAGGAAGAGAAUCGGCGGAUUGAAGCGGAAGAACGUAAGCGCGAAGAGGAGGAAGCUAAGAAGAAUAAGACCGGCGGCAUGACUGCUUUCUACAAAGAUUUACUAGAGAGGGGCGAUCAACGGCAUGCUGAAGUUGUUAAAGCGGCGGAAGAACGAGCGAAAGCCGGCCCGAGGGACGACGAAGACACACAAGAGGAGAAAGUCAAGACCGAUGCGGAUGUUGCACGAGAGAUCAACCAAAAAGGCGGAACUAUUGCGAUCAACGAAGACGGUCAAGUGGUAGACAAGCGCGAGUUACUGAAGGGAGGUCUCAAUCUGGGCACAGUUAAGAAGCAAGAACCCCGAAGAGAAGCAGAUAAGGAACGAGAUCGUAGGGACGAUCGCGGGCAAUCGCGAGGCUUCGUUGGUGCAGGUGGGAAACAAGCUAUGCGUGAAAGACAAACCCGCAUGUUGGAGGCGCAAUUGGAGCAAUCUUUAAAGCGAUCCAUGGCCGAGGAAGAGGAGGAACGGGAGAAGGUCGAACGCGCAUCCAAGAGCCGCAAGACUGAAUCCGACGUAUCGAGUGCGAAGGAGAGGUAUCUAGCACGUAAGAGGGAAGCCGAAGAGGCGAAAAAGAAAGCGGCUGCGGAGAAAUCGUGA
This is a messenger RNA of Hypoxylon trugodes, 1221 nucleotides long. RefSeq names its product coiled-coil domain-containing protein 55-domain containing protein. The coding region runs from base 1 to 1221 and encodes 406 amino acids. NCBI's taxonomy places the organism in Eukaryota, Fungi, Ascomycota, Sordariomycetes, Xylariales, Hypoxylaceae. The record is from RefSeq and is a predicted model, not a curated record. The transcript has a single exon. Gene Ontology annotation, biological process: regulation of alternative mRNA splicing, via spliceosome.